AUGGUGUCCCGCGCUGGGUUCGCCUCCCUCCUCGGCGCCUCCUUCCUCCUGCUCCUGCGCAGCACCGAGCCGCUCGGGUUCAACCACCGCCCGACGACCGCCGGCGACGAGCUCUCGGCCGCCCCGAGCAGAUACCUGACGCGGGAGGAGCGCUGGAUGAGCCAGCGCCUCGACCACUUCUCCCCCACCGACCACCGCCAAUUCAAGCAGCGCUACUUCGAGUUCCUGGACUACCACGACGACCCUAACGGCCCGGUGUUCCUGCGCAUCUGCGGCGAGUCCUCCUGCGACGGCCUCCCCAACGACUACCUGGCCGUCAUCGCCAAGAAGUUCGGCGCGGCGGUGGUGACGCCGGAGCACCGGUACUACGGCAAGAGCUCCCCGUUCGACAGCCUCACCACCGACAACCUCAGGUUCCUCUCGUCCAAGCAGGCGCUCUUCGACCUCGCCGUCUUCCGCCAGUAUUACCAGGAAAAACUGAAUUCUCAGUACAACCGGAGCGCGGGGUUCGACAAUCCGUGGUUCGUCUUCGGGGUCUCCUACUCCGGGGCUCUCAGCGCAUGGUUCAGGCUCAAGUUCCCUCACCUGACAUGCGGAAGCCUCGCCAGCUCCGGGGUGGUUCUUGCUGUGUACAACUUCACUGAUUUCGACAAGCAGGUCGGAGAGUCGGCUGGCCCUCAGUGCAAAGCCGCCCUUCAGGAAAUAACUAGACUUGUCGACGAACAACUUCGGUCAGAUAGCCACUCGGUGAAGGCCUUGUUCGGAGCAGAUUCGUUGAAAAAUGACGGCGACUUCCUCUUUCUACUGGCAGAUGCAGCAGCCACAACAUUCCAGUAUGGGAAUCCUGAUGCCUUGUGCUCUCCUCUAGCAAAUGCGAAGAAAAAGGGGGAAAGUUUGGUGGAAACAUAUGCUCAUUUUGUGAAAGAUUACUUCAUUAAAAAAUUGGGGACUACAGUAUCUUCUUAUGAUCAAGAGUAUUUGAAGGAAACAACUCCCGAUGAUUCUAGUUCUAGACUUUGGUGGUUCCAAGUUUGCAGUGAAGUUGCCUAUUUUCAAGUCGCACCCAAAAAUGACAGUGUUCGUUCUGCGCAGGUCAAUACAAGGUACAAUUUGGACCUGUGUAAAAAUGUUUAUGGAGAAGGAGUUUAUCCUGAUGUGUUCAUGACAAACUUAUAUUAUGGAGGCACAAGUAUUGCCGCUUCUAAAAUUGUGUUUACAAAUGGCUCUCAAGAUCCAUGGCGUCAUGCCUCCAAACAGAAGUCAUCGGAAGACAUGCCAUCAUACAUAAUCAAAUGUAGCAACUGCGGACAUGGCACUGAUUUGAGAGGAUGUCCCCAGCUUCCUUUCAGGAUUGAAGGUGACUCUUCAAACUGCACGUCCCCAGAAGCUGUGAACACAGUAAGGAAGCAGAUCGUCAAGCACAUCGACCUGUGGCUAUCACAAUGCCAUGAACCAACAAGGGCGUGGUGA
Molecule: messenger RNA, 1470 nt
Organism: Triticum turgidum subsp. durum (durum wheat)
Lineage: Eukaryota; Viridiplantae; Streptophyta; Magnoliopsida; Poales; Poaceae
Source: the annotation of a GenBank genome assembly